ACUGCAGAGAUACUUAAUAUAAAUGAAUCAAUGAGUGGAGGCAACCACUCUGUGGUGUCUGAGUUUGUGUUGCUGGGACUCUCCAGUUCCUGGGAGAUCCAGCUUCUUCUUUUUUGGUUUUCUUGUCUUUUCUACAUGUCAAGUAUGACAGGAAACCUCCUUAUUGUGGUUACUGUGAUGUCUGACCCUUACUUACACUCCCCAAUGUAUUUUCUGUUAGCAAAUCUCUCCAUCAUUGACCUGAUAUUUUGCUCUAUUGCAGCACCCAAGAUGAUCUGUGAUCUUUUCAGGAAGCAAAAAGUCAUCUCCUUUCGGGGCUGUAUAGCUCAGAUCUUCUUUAGCCAUGCUGUGGGAGGCACAGAAAUGGUGCUGCUCAUCGCCAUGGCCUUUGAUAGAUAUGUGGCCAUAUGUAAGCCUCUCCACUACCUGACCAUCAUGAGCCCACGAAUGUGCAUCUUUAUUUUAGUGGUUGCCGGGACUAUUGGUCUUACUCACUCAUUGACUCAACUGGCUUUUGUGGUACACUUGCCUUUCUGUGGCCCUAAUGUCUUGGACAGCUUUUACUGUGACCUUCCUCAGCUCAUCAAACUUGCUUGUACAGAUACUUAUAAACUGAAGUUCAUGGUCACUGCUAAUAGUGGAUUCAUUUCCUUGGGUGCUUUCUUCUUGCUCAUCCUGUCUUAUGUAUUCAUCUUGGUCACUCUUCAGAAACACCCCUCAGGUGCUUCAUCCAAGGCUCUUUCCACUCUGUCAGCUCAUAUUAUUGUGGUGAUUCUGUUCUUUGGUCCACUGAUUUUUUUCUAUCUGUCGCCCUCUCCUUCAACACAUCUGGAUAAAUUUCUAGCCAUAUUUGAUGCAGUUUUAACUCCUUUUCUCAAUCCAGUCAUCUACACACUCAGGAACAGAGAGAUGAAGAUGGCAAUGAGGAGAAUGUUCUGUCAGCUUAUGACUUUUAGGCAAAAAAUCACUAGAUAG
Messenger RNA from Dama dama (fallow deer), 975 nucleotides. Its product is annotated as olfactory receptor 4F15-like. NCBI's taxonomy places the organism in Eukaryota, Metazoa, Chordata, Mammalia, Artiodactyla, Cervidae. Gene Ontology annotation, cellular component: membrane. The transcript is spliced from 2 exons. Gene Ontology annotation, molecular function: olfactory receptor activity; G protein-coupled receptor activity. The record is from RefSeq and is a predicted model, not a curated record. Gene Ontology annotation, biological process: G protein-coupled receptor signaling pathway. Bases 31 to 975 code for a protein of 314 amino acids.